UCCUUCAGUGCGAAACACGAACAGGUGUAUGACGCAAAACAGUCGGUCUGUGCAGUGUGCAUCCGUCCACCAUCACAAAACCCGAGUUAGAAGUACACAUCCCAUACUUACACCGCAUCCGUAAAAUAUAUGCGUAAUUGUACCACGAAGUACAUCUCUUCAGAAAGAAGAUUCAGCAUGACGUAAGGACCUGUGAACCUCGACCUGACCUGCUCUAGUCGGACUCUUCUCUUCAGUCACUAAAACAAAUACCAUGUCAACAGGUAGUUACACUCCAGCCCCAGGGGGGCCUUUUUCGGCCCUCACACCCAGCAUGUGGCCCCAGGACAUCCUGGCAAAGUACUUUCAGAAAGACCCCAGUAUGGAAGCAGAGCUGCAGUACGAUGAAUUUGGGUUCCGGACUGACAGUGAAGACGGGGUUGAGACAAGAAAAUGGCUGCGUGGUGAGGGAGCCCCUGAGAGAGAAGAUCCUCAGCAAAGACUUCGCUGGCAAGCCCAUCUGGAGUUCACCCACAAUAACACUGUAGGAGACCUGACGUGGGACAAGAUCUCCCCCACGCUGGCCCGCUCAGACCGCCUUCGUUCCCUCGUGCUGGGGGGCAUACCGCACAGCAUGAGACCACAGUUGUGGAUGCGUUUGUCGGGGGCCCUGCAGAAAAAGAGAACAUCAGAAAUUUCCUACAGGGAAAUCGUCAAAAACAGCUCUAAUGAUGACACUACAUCAGCCAAGCAGGUUCUCUCUCUGUCUGUGCUGCAGAUAGAAAAGGAUCUUUUGCGGACCAUGCCUACUAAUGCAUGCUUCAGCACUUUGUCGAGUGUGGGGGUGCCCAAGCUCAGGCGGGUCCUGAAAGGGCUUGCGUGGCUGUAUCCCGACAUCGGCUACUGUCAGGGCACUGGCAUGGUGGUGUCCUGCCUGCUGUUGUUUCUGGAGGAGGAAGAUGCUCUGUGGAUGAUGUGUGCUCUGAUAGAGGACAUGCUGCCUCCCUCAUACUUCUCCUCCACUUUGUUGGGAGUUCAAACUGACCAGCGUGUGCUCAGACAGCUCAUAGUGCAGUAUCUGCCUCGUCUGGACCAGCUGCUACAGGAGCAUGACAUUGAACUGUCUUUAAUCACGCUGCACUGGUUCCUCACUGCCUUUGCCAGUGUGGUGGACAUACGCAUCCUGCUGCGAAUCUGGGACCUGCUCUUCUACGAGGGUUCAGUGGUGCUCUUCCAGGUUACACUGGGCAUGCUGAAGAUCAAGGAGGAAGAGCUGGUAUCGUCUGAGAACUCGGCAUCCAUCUUCAACACUCUGUCAGAUCUGCCCAGUCAACUAGAGGAUGGGGCCGCAGUGCUGGGAGAGGCUGUGCGUCUGGCAGGAUCUCUGUCUCAGGAUAACCUAGAUGCACACAGACACAAGCAUUUGGCCUACAUCCUGGCAGAGCAGGCCCAGCUCAACUCCAACUCCCACUCUCUCCACACCAACCUCAACAAAGUGGUCCGCAGACAGAGCCUGCACAGGAAAUCCACCCUGAGCUCGCUGCUCUGGGGCGAGGACGAGGUGGAGGCGAUGAAGGCCAAAAACAUUAAACAGACAGAGCUGGUGGCAGCGCUUAGAGAAGCCAUCAGUCGCACCGCAGAGCACUUUCACUGCCUGGACCCUCGCAACUGCAGCACUGAUUUGACUCCAGAUUAUUCUAUGGAGAGUCAUCAAAGGGAUCACGAGAACUUCCUGGUCGUGUCCAGGAAUCGUCGGAGACGAGCCAAAGCCUUACUGGACUUUGAACGGCACGAUGAUGAUGAACUGGGCUUCCGGAAGAAUGACAUCAUCACAAUCAUCUCACAGAAAGAUGAGCACUGCUGGGUGGGAGAGCUGAACGGCCUGAGAGGCUGGUUUCCUGCAAAAUUUGUGGAAGUCUUGGAUGAACGAAGUAAAGAGUACUCUCUGGCUGGAGAUGACACCGUAACUGAGGCAGUCAAUGACUUGGUCAGAGGCACGUUGUGUCCUGCUCUCAAGGCCAUCUUUCAGCACGGCCUGAAGAAGCCCUCCAUACUUGGGGGACCCUGUCACCCAUGGCUCUUCAUUGAGGAGGCAGCCAGCAGAGAAGUGGAGAGAGAUUUCAACUCUGUCUACUCCAGACUGGUGCUGUGCAAGACCUACAGGUUAGAUGAAGAUGGAAAGGUGCUCACACCUGAAGAGCUACUGUACAGGGCAGUGCAGUCUGUCAACAUGAGCCACGACGCUGCUCAUGUACAGAUGGACGUCAAGUUCCGCUCCCUCAUCUGUGUGGGCUUAAAUGAGCAGGUGCUGCACCUGUGGCUGGAGGUGUUGUGUUCCAGUAUGAGUGCCGUGGAGAAAUGGUACCAUCCCUGGUCUUUCCUGCGCAGUCCUGGCUGGGUUCAGAUAAAGUGUGAACUCAGAGUUCUCUCAAAGUUUGCCUUCAGUCUCUCCCAAGACUGUGAGCUGCCUACCAAAAAAGAGAAGUCUCCCGUUCUCAAAUCAGAAGUGGUGGAUGUCUUGGUCCAACAUCACCUCUUUAGUUGGGACCUCUAGGAGAAGGAGCAGAGGCCUCUGAAGGAGGGAGUUCAGGACAUGUUGGUGAAACAUCACCUCUUCAGCUGGGACAUCGACGGCUAAAACAUCACACACAUCCUGUGAGCUGUACACAUAGGCCAAAUCACUCUCCAUCUGCAGAAAAACAGGGAUCACAUGUGAAAUUAAAGUUCAUUUCAUGUACAGCUUUAUGUCACAUGGCUGAAAUGGUGAGUGUUCGUGUGUCUUGGCACAAUAGUUUCACUUUUUGUGACUCUUUUCUAAGAGUCUGUCUGUACAAAGGAGGAGUCCAUUGCCAAGAGUUCGCACAGAAUCAAACUACAGAAAUGGCCAAUGUGGGUCUGCCUGCAAGCACUUCCUCUCCUCUGAAGCAAAAUUAAUAUUGCACCAUUUGGGGCACAAUUACAGUGGUCAUGACUCAUGAAUGAAUGUUGGCUUCUGAAGGGUUGUUUUGAAGAGCUAAAUCAGUGUCAAAGAUCGCGCUUCACGUUUGUAUGUAUCGGGAAUUAAACCACAUUUAGUCAAACACAUUUUCAUAAUUAUGCUUCACAAUGUCAAAUGAUCUUCAGAGGAUUUUCAAAUCAAGAUGGUUUCCAAAAUAACUGUGAUUACCGACCCACAUCUGUAACAUCAAAUUACAUCUACAGCAAACUAAUGACGGCAGGUGAUGGAGAGACUCAUUUACUGUAGUCAUAUCUCUCAUGUGUAGUUCAGACUGCAGCAUUAAGACACUUGAUUGAAUCGACCUCUAUUGGGCCAUGAAGGACAUCACUGAUUCAUUGUUGGUGUGGCAAUGAAUCGACCUUGUGUUACAUAUUUUGGUAUUUCUUAUAAACCAUGUAAAGUAUACAGUAAAGAAGAGAAACUGGUAUUUAGCUUUUUGAGAUGUAAAAGUCCAGUGCUACAUUACAGUCUACAUCGAGUCAUGAUUGGACCACUUUGAAGAGCCUACGCAGUGGCACAAUUACAUGUUACGUGAGUUAAAGUAAGUUAAAGGAAAAGGGGCUCCACUUUGUAGUUCUUAUAAUUGGUAAAAAUGGUUGUUUUGAACCAAAAACUAGUCUGUAAUGGUUAAGCAUGACCAACUCGCAGGGCUUUAGAUCAUACCCACGAUCACUGAUGAUGUGUACGUAAAUAAAAAUCUAUAUCUGUAAGGA
This is a messenger RNA of Ctenopharyngodon idella (grass carp), 3690 nucleotides long. It is a transcript of the gene sgsm3, whose product is annotated as small G protein signaling modulator 3. Gene Ontology annotation, molecular function: protein binding. Lineage: Eukaryota; Metazoa; Chordata; Actinopteri; Cypriniformes; Xenocyprididae. The coding region runs from base 254 to 2533 and encodes 759 amino acids. The transcript has 22 exons. The record is from RefSeq and is a predicted model, not a curated record.